Messenger RNA from Penicillium canariense, 1089 nucleotides. RefSeq names its product putative cAMP receptor (Car4) (gene gprI). The coding region runs from base 1 to 1089 and encodes 362 amino acids. The transcript is spliced from 4 exons. The record is from RefSeq and is a predicted model, not a curated record. NCBI's taxonomy places the organism in Eukaryota, Fungi, Ascomycota, Eurotiomycetes, Eurotiales, Aspergillaceae. Gene Ontology annotation, molecular function: G protein-coupled receptor activity. Gene Ontology annotation, cellular component: plasma membrane. Gene Ontology annotation, biological process: adenylate cyclase-activating G protein-coupled receptor signaling pathway.
AUGACGCUCUCGAAGGAACAACUCAAUAUGAUAGGUAUCGCAGGUCGAAUAUCCUCGACACUAUCCAUAUUGGGCUCAUUUAUAAUCAUCGGAGCAUUUUGUUUUUCGCGGUACUUUAGAAGCCCUAUCCAUCGGAUUAUCUUCUUCAACUCCUUUUACAAUUUGAUAGACUCGGCUGGAACAAUGAUAUCUGUAGCAGGGCCUGCUGCAGGUGAUACGUCGUCUUUAUGUCAAUUUCAAGGAUUCACACUCCAAAUGUUUCCUCUUGCAGAUGUUUUAUGGACCUUUGCAAUGAGCUUCGACACAUAUUUGGUCGUCUUUCACCACUUUGACGCACAUUCUUUACAAAAGCUUGAACUUAAAUAUGUUGCGGUGAUUUCGGCGUUGACUGGCAUACCCGCUGUUGUCUUUCUCUUCAUCCGAACACCUGAUAAAGGCCCCAUUUACGGCGGCGAGACUAUCUGGUGUUCUAUAUCCCCUCACUGGAUGCUCAUCCGCCUGAUACUCUACUAUAUGCCUGUAUGGUAUGUACAUCUUACAUCGGCCCUAGUUUCCCGAUUUCUCACCUUCACUCAGUCUCGUAGGAUUGUCAUCGCUGUUGUGAUGAUUAUUUACGGUCUUAUUGGCAUCGAGAUCUUUAGGCUACGGGACGAAUUCAAGUUGACCGAAGACGAUCAUAUUGCUCUGGCGUCCGCCUCUACUAGCCGCCUUAUUGAUCAUACUGACAGCUCCGUCACAACAAUAGUCGAAUCCAACAUCAAUAACAAACCUGCACUCAUCUCCGAAUCACAGAUUACAAGCCAAUUAUCGAUGGAGCGAAUUCCCACUCCUCGACAGUCUCCAAGACAUUUUCGUACUGCCAACCUCGAUCCGCCAACCCAGCGGCGCAUAUCAUUCAAACAGUAUAUCCUGAUGCCGACAUUAUUCUUUCUGGCUCUAUUGACAACAUGGGUCACGCCAACGAUCAAUCGCGUCUCUUUGUUCAUCCAUCCCGAUCAUCAAUCGUAUUCGCUUCUGUUGGCCUAUCAUCUUUAUUACAAUGGGUAUGAAAGGCUGGAAGAGACAGGCGAUGGCAAAAAGACGUGUUGA